This is a messenger RNA of Ixodes scapularis (black-legged tick), 1132 nucleotides long. Its product is annotated as SOSS complex subunit B2. Lineage: Eukaryota; Metazoa; Arthropoda; Arachnida; Ixodida; Ixodidae. Gene Ontology annotation, cellular component: SOSS complex. The transcript is spliced from 7 exons. The record is from RefSeq and is a predicted model, not a curated record. Gene Ontology annotation, molecular function: DNA binding. Gene Ontology annotation, biological process: double-strand break repair via homologous recombination; mitotic cell cycle checkpoint signaling; response to ionizing radiation. The coding region runs from base 256 to 948 and encodes 230 amino acids.
GUAUCCGUCUGUAUGCUGAUGCGUUGCGUGCUGCUGUGCAGCUGUGCCCGCUGUGUCGUCGGUGUCGUCUUUGGUGCGUGCUGCCGCCGUAGGAAGGGAGCGGUUAUAUUGGUUAUAUCUGGUUUAUCAGACAGACGUGCCAAAAAAAGCAAGAUAGCGUUCUAGUGUAUUUCUUGCGGUAGCUUCGUGAGCACAACUCGCAUUGAAACAUUUUACAUAAUAAGCGCUAAUGGUUCUGGGAAUGGGAAACGAUGUAUGGUGCAUGGUCUCGAUUCGUUGAGCCCUCUCCGCCCUACCUACUCAUUGCAGAUUGGUACUUACAGGCGUCCAGAAGGACUCGAAACAAUGGAGCCUACCACCAUUCGUGAUUUGAAGCCCGGCAUGAAAAAUCUCAGUAUUAUUUUCAUCGUCCUGGAAAUAGGCCGACCUAAUAUGACCAAAGAAAACCACGAAGUGCGGACGUGCAAAGUGGCAGACCGCUCUGGGUCCAUCAACGUCUCUGUGUGGGAUGAGCCAGGUACCUGCAUUCAACAGGGGGACAUCUGCAAGCUUACCAAAGGCUACGCAUCACUCUGGAAAGGAUGCCUCACCCUCUACACGGGGAAAGGGGGUGAGAUUCAGAAGAUUGGAGAGUUCUGCCUGCCCUUCAGCGAAACACCGUUCAUGAGUGAGCCCAAUCCCGAAUUCCAGCUGCAGCUGCAGGCCAAGCUGAGUGCCAAUAUGGACCAGAGGCGAUCGCCCACCUCACAGGUGGGGGGCGCAGAUCCGAUGGGCCUCCCAGCGCCAUUGCCAGGAAACGGCCAUCCCGGGGGCAUAGGGUUUGGUCCCCGCAUACGGCAGGGGAUGCCCUAUGCCUCGAUGCGCAUGCCCGUUCCCCCCAACCACAACAAUGGCUUCGGCGUCAACGCGGGUGUGCCCAGCCCCAAGGUCAGGCCCCACCGGAGGUAGCGGCUUGACUGGCGCCUUUUGGCUCUGUGUGUGCACCGGGCCUGGACAUCGGAGUGUCAGUUGGUGACAUAAUCAUUCUGCUAAGAGUGGCCAGCCAGGCAACAUUGCACAGACUGCUUGCGGAUACACCUUGUGCUGUUGUCUAAUAAAGAUGUUGAGUUAAAAAAAAAAGAAAAGAAAGAAA